CUACACAAAGCCAAAAAAACCACCCCACUCCCUAAAACAAAGAAAUUUACAAACAAGGACACUCAUGUGCUUCUUCUCCUCCUCCUCGCCCUUGUUCUUCUUGUGCUCAAAGGAGGAGAAGGUGCUGGGCAUGGAGAAGGCGCCCGGGAGCUGUCCGUACUGCGGCGGUGCGGUGUCAGCCACCGACGUGGAGCGAUCGUAUCGCCUCUUCUGCCUCCCCCUCUGCAUCGUCACGAAGCGCAAGUACGCGUGCGCCGCGUGCUCUCGGCGUUUGGUUACAUAUCCUUAGCUCCACUUUUGAGUUGAGUGAUCUCCCUCUUUGGUGCAAUGGUGCAAUGGUGCGAUGGUGCAAUGGUUUCUUCUUUUAAGGUGGUUUGAUGCAAAACCUGGUACAUGUUAUGGCAUGGGGUUGAGGUGUGAAAUGAUCAAAAGAUGGGGGGUUCAAGUGCUAAUGUGAUUGUGGUAAAUAAUUAAUGUGAUAAUUACUCUGUUAAGGUAUCCUAAAUAUGCAUGGUUUGGAAUAACAGUGCACAUGUUCUAGAGCAUUCAUCAUAGAAAAAUUCUGCACAUUGUAUGAUCGAGUUAGUUCGGAAA
Messenger RNA from Ananas comosus (pineapple), 594 nucleotides. RefSeq lists its product as uncharacterized. The coding region runs from base 65 to 289 and encodes 74 amino acids. The transcript has a single exon. The record is from RefSeq and is a predicted model, not a curated record. NCBI's taxonomy places the organism in Eukaryota, Viridiplantae, Streptophyta, Magnoliopsida, Poales, Bromeliaceae.